AGACUGUCGAGGUGGAAGAGAGAGAGCAGGGAGAGCGAGUACAGACUGUCGAGGUGGAAGAGAGAGAGCAGGGAGAGAGAGUACAGACUGUCGAGCUGGAAGAGAGAGAGCAGGGAGAGAGAGUACAGACUGUCGAGGUGGAAGAGAGGGCAGCGGUAAGUGAGGAAGACACAGAGAUUCCAGAGAAAGAACAUAUUGAAACAGUGGCAGGAGAGAAAGCGGAGGAGGUCCAGUCUCGUCCUUCUGCCCAGCUCAGUGUCCAACCUAUGGUCAGGAUUGAGAUGGAAUGCAGUGACGAUGACCAGAGUGACAGCGGGGUGUCCACUGACUUCUCCCCUGUCGGCCACACACGAGAUCCACACGACCACAUCCCCCAUCAUAGACAACAAGGCACCCCCACCCCAGAAGGAGACUCCCAUCGAGAGGGAGAUCCGGCGAUCUGCUGAAAGGGAGCAGAGCCUGCGUCGGUCCAGGUGCAUGUCAAACACUCAGGAAGGUCAGGAGGUGGUAGACAUCCCCCUGAUGAAGACUCCGCUGCUGGCUAAGACACUGUCCUCUAAGGCUGGGCCGGGGCAGGGCGCUGACUGGCAGUUCUCAGAGAAGAAGAUGCAGAAGGAGAUCAGCCAGGAGAUCCAGAGGGAGCUUGUCCUGGUGAACAUGGGGAAGAUCCCUGGAGUCUACAGCAAGGGAACAGUACGCCAGAUGAGCGAGAGGAAGCUGCUGUUUGAAGCCUUCCAACAAGGCAAUGCAGAAGGACCCACCAGGCACAGGAGACCCCUCACCACAGCAGGCCUGGGGAUGAGAGGUCAUGUCUACCCCUCUGUGCUGGAGAGGACGCGUAGCAUGGAGCUUGUCUCUUUUAAAGGCUGCCCUCUCUCAAGAGCCCACUCCCACCAGCUGUUUGACUUAAAGGCCCAAAAGGAGGCUAGCCUAGGCCAAAACCCCAGUGCAGAGAACCAACCCGCCGCCAAAGGAGCAGCGAGGAAGGUGGUUAUUCUGGAAAGUGACGACACAAUCAUAGCCCACUAUCCAAACCGAGACAUAGGAGCCCAGCGCCUCUACAGAAGCCUAGACUGCCUAAGUAUAGGGGGCACUGUCUCUACAGAGGAGGAGCGCACGGAUGAGGUGAGGGGAGAACAGCCAGGGAAUGAGGACGAGGGCUCUGACAUCCUUAGGGAGAACCCCUUCUUUAAGCUGCGUCCCUCCCUGGCCAUGAAGCCGGAGGUGGAGAAGGACAUCCAGGAAGCCAGGGAGAGGGAGGAGGAGCUGCGCAGGCAGAGGUGUAGUCUGUACGGAGAGGCAGGAGUCGGUGGGGGCAGGCCAGACGGCACAGAGGACCCCAGCCCAGACUCACCUACCACACGCAUUCCCUCAUCCACCUCCUCUUUCACAGCAUCAGUUGAUGGCCGACAAUCCAAGGGGAAGUUGGAUCGGACCUGGCCUCCUCCCAAUCCUAAGAGUGCUAGGGAGAACCCUGGCCAAACACAGGAGCCCAAGGUUUACAAGGCAGGCGGCCAGAAAACUCCCCUGUGGCAGCGUUGGGAGGCAGGUAUGGUGAACGGGCCACUGCCACGGGAACAGGACUGAUACGGGAGGUCAUCAAUACCAGGACUUCUAUAACAUUAACAUUUCAGGAUGGUAGAACUGCAUAAUUCACUACGACGGCAGAAACUUGAAUUAGUGUUAGCUUGAACAUUCCAUGCUUUGUAAGACUAGCAUCUGUUUUGUAUAUAACAUUACAAUUUCAUGACAAAUAUUCACAAUGUACAAAAGACGUCCUCUCUCAUUUAACUGCUCUGCUUGUAAAGGUUUAACUCCUGUUCAGUGUUCGAUCAAAAUGACAAAUGUCAUCCACAAUACAGAGAAAUGUCAUUAUCAAGAAUUGCAUAAAUGUGAAGGGAAUCAAAACUACUAUAAAUGUUUCAGUAAACGCACACAUGCCGCAAUCAUAUCUCCAUUUUGUCCCAUCAGGCUUAUCAGUAUUGUACAGUUUGUUAAUACAAUCCAGUGAGGAGAAAUGAAGUGCAUACAUUAAAUAUCCUUUUCAAAUCAA
Messenger RNA from Oncorhynchus gorbuscha (pink salmon), 2053 nucleotides. RefSeq lists its product as uncharacterized. The record is from RefSeq and is a predicted model, not a curated record. Lineage: Eukaryota; Metazoa; Chordata; Actinopteri; Salmoniformes; Salmonidae. The transcript is spliced from 3 exons. Bases 298 to 1587 code for a protein of 429 amino acids.